UGCUGUGCCUCCAGGCUGGACUGGCAGUUCGAGGCAGCAUGGAGGGGCCCCAGAGCUCCACCCACAUCUCCUUGGUCCUGCUGCUGCUUCUGCUGCUGGGCGCAGCUUGGCAGAUAGCUGCCCAACGCUGCCCACAGACCUGCAUCUGUGACAACUCCAGGCGGCAUGUUGCCUGCCGGCACCAGAACCUUACUGAGGUGCCAAACGCCAUCCCUGAGCUGACUCAGCGGCUGGACCUCCGGGGCAACAUGCUGAAGGCGAUCCCUCCAGCUGCCUUCCAGGACCUGCCCUAUCUCACACAUCUGGACCUGCGGCACUGUCAGGUGGAGCUGGUGGCCGAGGGCGCCUUCCGUGGCCUGGGCCGCCUGCUCCUGCUCAACCUGGCCUCCAACCGCCUGCGCGCGCUGCCCCAGGAGGCGCUGGACGGGCUGGGCUCCCUGCAGCGGCUGGAGCUGGAGCGGAACAUGCUGGAGGAGCUGCGGCCCGGGGCGUUCGGGUCGCUGAGCGCUCUGGCCACGCUGAACCUGGCCCACAACGCCCUGGUCUACCUGCCCGCCAUGGCCUUCCAGGGGCUGCUGCGCACCCGCUGGCUGCGGCUGUCCCACAACGCGCUCAGCGUGCUGGCCCCCGAGGCCCUGGCCGGCCUGCCCGCCCUGCGCCGGCUCAGCCUGCACCACAAUGAGCUCCAGGCCCUGCCCGGGCCGGCCCUGUCCCAGGCCAGCGGCCUGGCCCGUCUGGAGCUGGGCCACAACCCACUCACCUACGUGGGCGAGGAGGACGCGCUGGCCCUGCCCGGGCUGCGGGAGCUGCUGCUGGACCACGGGGCCCUGCAGGCGCUGGGUCCCAGAGCCUUCGCCCGCUGCCCACGCCUGCACAGCCUCGACCUCCGAGGGAACCAGCUGGAAACGCUGCCCCCGCUGCAGGGCCCGGGCCAGCUGCGCCGGCUGCGGCUGCAGGGGAACCCGCUGUGGUGCGGCUGCCAGGCGCGGCCGCUGCUCCAGUGGCUGGCGCGGGCGCGCAUGCGCUCGGAUGGCGCGUGCAGAGGCCCGCGGCGCCUGCGAGGAGAGGCCCUGGACGCGCUGCGGCCCUCAGACCUGCGCUGCCCCGGGGACCCGGAGGAGGAGGAGGAGAAGAAGGAGGAGCUGGCAGCUGCCGGGCCCCGAGCCCCUCCGCGCGCCCCCGAGGGGAAGGACCGGGCGGUCGUGCCCUGCCCUCGCGCCUGCGUGUGCGUCCGCGAGUCCCGGCACAGCAGCUGCGAAGGCCGCGGCCUGCAGGCGGUGCCCCGCGGCUUCCCCAACGACACUCAGCUCCUGGACCUGAGGCGGAACCGCUUCCCCUCGGUGCCUCGAGCGGCCUUCCCCGGCUUGGGCCACCUGGUGUCUCUGCACCUGCAACACUGCGGCAUCGCAGACAUGGAGGCUGGCGCCUUAGCGGGGCUGGGCCGCCUAGUCUACCUCUACCUCUCUGACAACCAGCUGUCAGGCCUCAGCGCUGCUGCCCUGCAAGGGGCCCCACACCUUGGCUACCUGUACCUAGAGCGCAACCGCUUCGUGCAGGUGCCGGGGGCCGCACUGCGCGCCCUGCCAAGACUCUUCUCCCUGCAUCUGCAGGACAACAUUGUGGAUUGCCUAACACCUGCAGAUCUGAUGGGGACACAGGCCUUACGCUGGCUCUACCUGAGUGGAAACCGUAUCACUCGAGUGUCCCCAGGAGCGCUGGGCCCAGCUCUGGAGCUGGAGAAGCUGCACCUGGACAGGAACCAGCUGCGAGAGGUGCCCACUGGGGCCUUGGAGGGGCUGCCUGUCCUCCUGGAGCUAGAGCUCUCCGGGAACCCACUCAGAGCCCUGCGAGAUGGGGCCUUCCGGCCUGUGGGCAGGUCACUGCAGCACCUCUUCCUGAACAGCAGUGGCCUGGAGCAGAUUUCUCCUGGGGCCUUCUCAGGCCUGGGACCGGAGCUCCAGAGCCUGCACCUGCAGAAGAACCAGCUUCGGGCCCUGCCUCCCCUGCCUGGUCUCAGCCGGCUUGAGCUCAUCGACCUCAGUGGCAAUCCCUUCCACUGUGAUUGCCAGCUGCUCCCGCUGCACAGGUGGCUUGCUGGGUUGAACCUGCAGGUGGGGGCCACCUGUGCCACCCCUCCCACUGCCCGGGGCCAGAGGGUGAAGGCUGCAGCUGCCGUCUUUCAAGCCUGCACAGGCUGGGCUGCCAGGAAGGCCAAGCGGACACCUGCCUCCAGGUCCGGCUCCAGGAGAGCCCCCAUCAAGGGAAGACAGCCAGGGUCAGAAAAGGUUGGGAAGAAGAGGGGCCGCCUCUGAGCACAGAGCAGGCUGGUCCUGCCUCGACCCAGCCUAGUGGCUCUUACUCUCGUCUGAAAUGGGCUCUGAUGAGAUCUUCCCUGCAGCCUGCAGGUCGUCCUCCAGCAGGGGCUUCUUGGACCCCUGUCUGAGGGGCCGCGUCUUGGUCGGAGGGAUUCUUUUCCCUUUGAAUAAAAAUGGAUUCAAACCGAGCA
Propithecus coquereli (Coquerel's sifaka) is the source of this 2506-nucleotide messenger RNA. RefSeq names its product chondroadherin-like (gene CHADL). The coding region runs from base 39 to 2312 and encodes 757 amino acids. The record is from RefSeq and is a predicted model, not a curated record. The transcript is spliced from 6 exons. Gene Ontology annotation, cellular component: extracellular matrix; plasma membrane. Gene Ontology annotation, molecular function: protein binding. NCBI's taxonomy places the organism in Eukaryota, Metazoa, Chordata, Mammalia, Primates, Indriidae.